Messenger RNA from Zingiber officinale, 339 nucleotides. RefSeq names its product protein GRIM REAPER-like. The record is from RefSeq and is a predicted model, not a curated record. The transcript has a single exon. The coding region runs from base 1 to 339 and encodes 112 amino acids. NCBI's taxonomy places the organism in Eukaryota, Viridiplantae, Streptophyta, Magnoliopsida, Zingiberales, Zingiberaceae.
AUGGCCGCAGCAGCCGCCGCCGCCACCUUCUUCGUUCUGGCGCUCGCCCUCUCGGCGUCUCUGCAGUUCCCCGCGUCGGCAAGGAAGGGCGGCCGGUGCGAGCAGUCGGGGAACGGCAUGGCUUGCCCGGGGGCGCUCCACUGCUGCAAGCGCCGCUGCCGCGACGUCCUCUCCGACCGCCACAACUGCGGGCGGUGCGGCAACCGGUGCGGCUUCGGCCGGCUCUGCUGCGCCGGCGGCUGCGCCGCGGUGGCCUACGACGUCGACAACUGCGGCGGCUGCGGCCGCAUCUGCCCGCCGGGGCAGCGCUGUGAGUACGGCGCCUGUGGCUAUGCUUGA